CCCAACAUAAAGUUUAUAGCGAUAUUAUUAAGCUUGAAAUAAAUUUUCGCAGAAUUUGUUGCUAUAUAUUUCUGUGUUGUGUGCAGUUUUAAGAUUUAAGUUUUUUUAUAAAUGCACUGGCCUAGCCUUAGUUUAGGUUCAGUCAAAAUUUGAUUCUCAAUCGUGUUGUGUUGGAUGGCGUGUGUUUUAAAUUUGUGCGGGUUAUAGAUACAUUUCAACGGAUAUAAAUAUUUAUUCUAAUUUAAAAAAAAAAAAUAAAGUUCAUCUUCAUCAUCAUCAUCAUCUUCUUAAAUUUUAAUAAACCUUCAUAGACUUUUGAAUAAUCGUGUGAAUUUAUUGUGUGUCGGAUAUUUUUGUAAACUAAGAAGACAAAAUAUAAUAAACGUUUGUCACAUAAUUUUAAAUAAAUUACACUCGAUUACACAAGGAUACAAAAAAAAAACAAUAAUUUUAUCAACAGUAUUAGAUUGGUUUCACCUGUGGUGCCAUAGAUUGAAUUUCAAUUAAAACAAAAAUAAAGAUAAAAAUUAAUAAUGGCAAAAUUACGAGUCUCAUUAUUUGUCAUUAGUUUGAUGUUCUGUAUUAUUGGAACCAUAAAUUCAGCAGUAACAACAGGUUAUUUCUAUGACAACCCGAUCAGACCCUUUAACCCGACAUCAUUUUCUUCAGUGCGUUCCACAGGACAAUAUUCUAGCAUUCCAUAUGGACAAAAGACUUCAACAGCUGGUUUGCUAGCUUCUCCCGAGAUCUAUGUCGUAGACGGGCGCCAACUGAAGCAAUACAAGGUCUAUGAACACAUCGACAACGAUAUCGAUCAAGAAGUCCACAAUUUCCUUCCGGCUGACUUCUUCCUCAACACUUAUCACUCAAUGAUUGGAGACACCCAUCCUCUAGGUGAAGACGUCCAGGUUCAGAGCAGACCUCCGAGUUUUCAGCAGAGAAGUCAACAAAUUCGUCAGCAAACACCCAACACCGUUGCUCUAGGUUCUGGGGGAUUGGGCUUUGUUAAGUUACCGAAUGGGAAUGUUUACCUGGGUUCCGGUUCGUUAGGCUAUAUAAGUAGCUUGCAGCACUCACAGGAUGUUCAAGAUCUCAGAAGUCGUUCGAGCUUAUCAGCACCAGACGCACUUCACUUUGGACACGGUCCAUUGAGUGAUAGCUUCUAUUACAGAAAUCAGAAGGAUUAGUUUAUUAUGUUUGUUCGACGAUGAUGAUGAUGAUUCGUUUUUGGUGUAAAAACAAGUCGCCCUUUGUAUGAUUUUAUAUUUUAUUUGUUUUUUUUUCUUUAUUUAUCACUGAAUCCUAUAAUUUGUAAUAAAUGUAAAUAAAUUUUAUUAAAAAAA
Eupeodes corollae is the source of this 1343-nucleotide messenger RNA. RefSeq lists its product as uncharacterized. NCBI's taxonomy places the organism in Eukaryota, Metazoa, Arthropoda, Insecta, Diptera, Syrphidae. The transcript has 3 exons. The record is from RefSeq and is a predicted model, not a curated record. Bases 534 to 1187 code for a protein of 217 amino acids.